Messenger RNA from Exophiala aquamarina CBS 119918, 918 nucleotides. RefSeq lists its product as uncharacterized. Bases 1 to 918 code for a protein of 305 amino acids. The record is from RefSeq and is a predicted model, not a curated record. NCBI's taxonomy places the organism in Eukaryota, Fungi, Ascomycota, Eurotiomycetes, Chaetothyriales, Herpotrichiellaceae. The transcript is spliced from 2 exons.
AUGCAGAAACCCCAGAGGUUGCGAUUCGGUAAUCUGCGGCAAUCGCCAGAAGACUUCGAUCGUUCCGAGUCUGAGAAAUUCAAGGACCCCGUGCUUCUUCCAGGACUACAUGAACCUCAAGAAGGUGCCAUUUCCCACUUGCGUUGGCUGUCCCAUCCUUAUACCGCGAACACAAUCCACGAUCUCUGUCUGCGGCCGAUUCAAAGAGCAAAGCAUCUGGGCUUCAUGUCGACGCUGGCGUGCCACAGGAACCCCCAGAUUAUGCCAGAUCAAGGCAUCUCUCGACCAACUCUUGAUAUAUCGGGAGCUUUAUGCUCACACAUCCCUCUAUACUUUGCAGCAUUGCCAGCCGCUAGGUCCGAAAUGACCCCGGCUGCGGCAUCUAGGCUCCUGUACAUCUCAAGUUGGAAGCUCCAUUCGGAGACCUCACAAGAGGAGCCCAAGCUACGGAAGCUUCUCGGUCAUAUCUCCAUAUACGACAAGACUAGAAAAUUCCCUCACACGGCAUCAGACUCGUCGAAGGAAGGACCCGACACUAAAACGCCCCCAUACCUUGCAUAUCAAGUACCUUCGUUCAAAGCAUUCCAGGCUGCUAUCCAGGACCAAUUGGCUAACUUGGCGAAAAUUGCUCCAGCCUCAACUCUGUCCGGCACAGAUCUCUCUGAAAUUGGGCAAGAGGAGGAGGAGGAGGAGGACGACGACGACGACGGAAGCGAUUAUGAUUCAUAUGACGGCGAUGAGUGGACCGAUGAAGACACGUCAGCGGACAGCGAUGAAUCAUUCACAGAUACUGAGAGCCUGGAGGGACCAUGGUCGGAAUGCACCAGCCCGACUGAAGCUUGCAGCGACGAGGAAGAGCAUUCGGAUCAAUGGGCUAUCCGACCCGUUCCAAUAACGAUUCAGCCACUAGCCUCUUGA